This is a messenger RNA of Eptesicus fuscus (big brown bat), 693 nucleotides long. Its product is annotated as mas-related G-protein coupled receptor member X2-like. Gene Ontology annotation, molecular function: G protein-coupled receptor activity. Gene Ontology annotation, cellular component: membrane. The record is from RefSeq and is a predicted model, not a curated record. Lineage: Eukaryota; Metazoa; Chordata; Mammalia; Chiroptera; Vespertilionidae. The coding region runs from base 2 to 547 and encodes 181 amino acids. The transcript has a single exon. Gene Ontology annotation, biological process: G protein-coupled receptor signaling pathway.
CAUGUCCGCUGUCACGUGUGCCCUGCUGUGGUCCCUGUCCCUACUGAUGACCAUCCUGGAUAAAAAUAACUGUUUCCAUCUGUUCGAUUCAUUAAACCAUCCCAUGUGUCAGGUAUUUGACUUCAUCAGACUGCCAUGGUUUAUUUUGUUAUUUGUGCUUCUCUCUGGGUCCAGCCUGGUUCUGAUGACCAGACUGCUGUGUGGCCCCCACCGGGUACCACUAACCAGGCUCUACGUGACCAUCAUGCUCUCAAUGUUGGUCUUCCUGCCCUUGGGCAUCACCUGGUUCCUCUCAUUCUGGUUUUCAGAUGACUUUAAUACCAACCAUCUUUCCAUGACGCUAUUACUUCUGUCCUGUGUUAACAGCUGUGCCAACCCCAUCAUUUACUUCUUAGUUGGGUCCUUCAGGCAGCGAUGGCGGAAGCGGAAACACACCCUGAGGCUGGUUCUCCAGAGGGCUCUGCAGGACACUCCUGUGGUGGAUGAACCUGGAGAAAGCCUUCCUGGGGAAACCCUGGACAUGUCGGAAAGCAGUCCGGGGCAGUGAUGAAGAGCCUCAGUCCUGAUCUGUCUGAAGUAACUUUGAGACUCACUGCUGCCCUGCCAGGCUUGGAAAGUAUCUAUUCUUCUCUGAGCCUCAGCCCCAAAAUAUUUCAGUGAUGCCCCAAUCUCUUCAAAUAGGUUGUUUUUCAU